Myzus persicae (green peach aphid) is the source of this 2991-nucleotide messenger RNA. RefSeq lists its product as uncharacterized. The coding region runs from base 495 to 2663 and encodes 722 amino acids. The record is from RefSeq and is a predicted model, not a curated record. Lineage: Eukaryota; Metazoa; Arthropoda; Insecta; Hemiptera; Aphididae. The transcript is spliced from 8 exons.
AUAGGUAGGUAGCUAAUAAUAAUAAUAAUUUUUUAUAUAAAUUAUCUUUAUUGAAGUAGAGGAACCUGUAGCAAGAAUUUGCAAUAAAAUACAUCACUUUAUAUUAUGUUGAAGUUGUGUGAGGCCCACCUACCUCCCAUGGUACUGAGCGAAUGACAUAAUGUUAUGUUGCCAUGUUGGUGCUUCAACUUAAAUGUACUGGUCUUAUUGUCUUAAUAGCAUAAAAGACCGUUUGUGUCUAACCUACUCGUAAUGUGUUCACAACACAAUGAAAGCAUUUUUACAUUUCCUGAAAUCUCACAGAGGACUACGCCUCCUCAGCCCCCCCUCAACCGAGAAACGACAAUGUCUAGUUUAGGUAUAACUUCAGUAGUGCAGUGUAAGAUGUAACUGCAGUAAGGUGACGGCGAUAAAUUACAGCUACAUUAUUGAUAAAAUAACAACCGUUUUAGUUAUUAUGGAUACAACGAAAUAGAUGUUUUUCGUCGGAUAAAAUGAUAGUCAACCGCAGCAUCCGUUUGCCCAAAAUGUUUUGGUUGAACCUAUCCAUAUUUAUCGUGACUACUGGUCAGUGGUGGAUUUACCGGGACACGGUGUCGGCAGCGGAGACGGAGGUGGUUGCCGGACAAGAUGAGUCGUUGUUUGACUUAGGCAGCGCAGCCAACGACCGAUCGGAUUUAAGGUACUUCCAACAACAAGUGAACAGUUUAAUGACGGUCUCGUCCGUCGGUCAACCGAUCGUCAGACACACGCUUGGCGUGGUGCCGAAACCUACCCCGUGGCGGUCCCGGCUGUCCGGCGGCUUUUUCAAACAGCCCCAUCUGAAUGCCAUCGAUAAAAAGGCCGCCGCUCGCCGUCGCGUCACGCACCGUCCAAAAGACGCCGCCACUGGCCGCGACGGUGUGGAUGGCGUUACCGGCGACGACUUCACCGACGGCGGUGGUCCGAAGACUACGACGGCCGCCACUGCAGCCCGAAUGCUGUUCGGCACCGAAAACGAAUGCGUGUCGACCAAUCCCGGGCGGGCUUGCGUGUGUUACAUGACCGACUUUUUGGAUCUGAUCUGCCAACGUUUGAAUGAGGCGGCGACUGCUGGCGACGUUGACAAUGAUGACGAGACGGUCGCGUUACCGUGUCCGUCGUUCAAGCCAGUGCCUGUGGCGUUUGUCAUUUAUCCCUCUACCGCGACAGACGGCGGUGGGACGAAUACGGCUUCGACCGAUGCCGCUGUCGUGCGCGUGGAACACUCGGCUGAUGUGAUAAUUGAGCGAAGAAACGGCAGUAAAAGAAGAGGACGGGGCCGAGGUGGUGGCGGCGACGAAAAGGCUGUGGCACCGGCCCCCGUGUGGAAAGAAAUAGAUUUUGAUAAUGUUGUAAACUACCGACUGGAGAAGUCCUCGGAUGAUCACUACGCAGUGCAAUACAGUCUUGUCGGAGGCGACGCCAAAGUCCCAUGUUUGAUCAACGGCAACGGAACAAGAAUGAAUUCAUUCAAAUGGGAUUUUAAAAAGAGCAAACAUAAAACGAAUUCUACGAUAACCGGCAACGACACGAAUAUUCUAUUGAUAUUGGGCUUGGAACCAGGAGACAGCAAUAAUUACACUUGCAUACCAACAACGGAUGGGGUAGAAAACUCUAAAAAUGUCACUUCUUACAAGCAUUACGUUGUAGCCGUCGAAAAUGCCAUUUACGAGAUCCGAGGCUUAGCAAUUUACAAGACCCGCGGUGGCGGUGGCUGUACGCAUGAAAUAAUCGUUUCUGUGCAAAAACAGUUGCCCAGUUCCAUACGUACCGAACUAUGUCCCGAGGGAUCGUCGCAGUACGCGUGCAACGUUGUCCUUGAUCAACCAAAGUGUACCGAAGACAAAAGAACAAUGGAAAUAAAAUAUUUGGUAACGUUAAACGACAAGGCCAAUUAUUUGGCUCGGAUCAGAACUAGCAAAAAAGGCCGAAUUGCUCUGCGCUAUCAAAAACUACUGGCGAGAAUAUCCAAUGUUCUAGCUUCAAACCUUAACAAAAUGUUGACAGUUCAAAUAAUGUCCAAGUUGUCAUUGAUUGACACACAUUUUGAACCAGACAACAGCCGAAUGAAUAUGAGAAAUUUUGUUUCCUGUGCAGCAGGUUUCGGCAUUCGGGAGGUGUUUUGCGCUGCUUGUCCGCCACACCAUUACAGUCCGGAUAAGUCUAUUGAAUGUUUGAAAUGCGUCAAGGGUUUCCAUCAGCCGGUUGCCGGAUCGGAGAAGUGCGUAAGGUGUCGAAAUAUUUUUGCCAGUGGCUGUUAUAUGAAAGAAGUUUCACCAGCAGUAUAUUGGUUUGUGGGUUUCUUGAUUGUAUUGAUCUGUUCAGUCCUCGUGAUUUCUUGUGCAUGUUGUUGCCGUGAAGAGAACGAAAAAAGCAUUAAGAUAAUACCAAGGAAAAUUAGGAACAAAUUCAAAAAAACUAAAAGGUUGAGUAUGCCGUCUUCCACCCAAAUGGAAGAUACAUCAGGCAAUAGUAGUGUUAUAAGCCAGAGCUAUGGAAAAUUUAAAAACCUAUUAAAGUUUAAAAAAAAAUCUAAAUCUAAAAUAAUCGAUUCAAAAAUAUCAUUCAAUAACGUACACGAAAAAUAUGGUCAACUGAUACAGGAUGAUCAUGUUACCAAAGAAGAUAAUAAGACUAAUUAACUUCUUAUUUUUGUAAAAACUGUGUAUACUUGAUAUCUUUCUUCUACUACCUAUAUUGUAAUACAUAAAUCUUUUUUUGUCUUUAUAUUGAAUAAUUAUUUCAACUACCCAUCCCAUCUAGUAUUUACACUUAUGUAAAUAUGUUCUUACAGAAGUAUUUACACAGCUGCAAGUAUCAUCCGUCGAUUAUUUCAAAGAUAUAAUUGGAUAGGUCUAGGCAGACUAACUUGGAUACAAAGAAAAAGAAUUCCAAUCUUUUUACUUCCCAUAUGGGGAAUUGCAAUGAAACAAAACAAUUAAUAAGCAAAAAAUAAUAAAUCUAUUAAAA